Ochotona curzoniae (black-lipped pika) is the source of this 1198-nucleotide messenger RNA. It is a transcript of the gene ASCL3, whose product is annotated as achaete-scute family bHLH transcription factor 3. Gene Ontology annotation, biological process: developmental process; regulation of transcription by RNA polymerase II. The transcript has a single exon. Lineage: Eukaryota; Metazoa; Chordata; Mammalia; Lagomorpha; Ochotonidae. The record is from RefSeq and is a predicted model, not a curated record. Bases 247 to 789 code for a protein of 180 amino acids. Gene Ontology annotation, molecular function: RNA polymerase II transcription regulatory region sequence-specific DNA binding; DNA-binding transcription factor activity, RNA polymerase II-specific; protein dimerization activity.
GCUUCUUUGCAGUCACAAGGAUUGAAAACUAACAGAAAUGGGAAAAAGCUUUCUCACGAGGUGAUUUAAUCUUUUUUAAUGCACCAUUAAAAUUAUGUCACUACGCUUGGCACCAAAUACUGUAACCCCAUCUAAUUUUGAAAAUGAGGUCAGAAACUAGCAAUCAAGCUAGUACUUCAUAUCUGCUUUCUUUAGAUGUGGCCAAAUUAACGAACUCAGUUGUGUUUCCAGGUUAAAGAGGAAAUAAUGGAAAAUAGAAGCUACCCUGAUGCGCCAGACAAACUUCCCACCUUCUCCACUUCUGCCCACUCACCACUGAGCAGGUCCUUCUAUCUGGACCCUAUGGUCCCUUUCCACCUGUGCCCUGAGACCCCGGGGCCAUCCCCUUACUCUGAGGAGCUGCCAUGGCUGCCUUUUCCUGGUGACUCCCUACUCAUGGAUAACUACGGUGAACCCUACCCCUUGCCUUUCCCAAUGCCUUACCCAAGUUACAGAAGGUGUGACUACUCCUACGGGCCGGCCUUCAUCCGGAAAAGGAAUGAGCGGGAAAGACAGCGGGUCAAGUGUGUCAACGAAGGCUACGCCCAGCUCCGGCUUCACCUGCCAGAGGAAUAUUUGGAGAAGCGACUCAGCAAAGUGGAAACCCUGAGAGCAGCGAUCAAGUACAUCAACCACCUGCAGUCUCUUCUGCACCCUGACAAAGCCAACGCCACGAAUAGCCCGGGCACUGGCACUUCCAUUGUGGCAACCUCCAGCUGCCAACUGGACCCUAUUUUUAAAAUUGUCUGAUUCAGGAUUUCCAAACAAGAGCAAUUUCACAGAAUGGGGUCUCUCACAACCUCGUUCGAUGGUUUUUUCCCAUAUAUUUUCUGCACGGCAGAUAAUAGUCCUGCCGCUCACCUGCACCAGGUUAUUUCUUGCCUGGGCUCCAGGUGUACCAAGCUUUAGCUCAUGUAGCCUGGGCAGAUGCUUCUCUUUCUUCUGAGAGCCUGUGGGGAGCUGGUGCCCCGGGACUCUCUGGCCUUAGCCCAGGCCCUGGACAAAGCUCCCACCACAGCACUGCAGUCUGACACGUGACCACCCCCAGGCUGGUUGGGCUCCUUGCAGACACUUGAUGUGAAACAAUCACAAUGAACCUCCCUUGAUGCUUCUGUUUGGUGGCUUUUACUUAUUUGGGGCUGACAAGUCAUGAUCAGAG